AUAUUUCUCUCCAGCAUCACCAGCGGAGAGGAAGAGGAGGAGGAGGAGGAGGAAGGAGAGGUUGUGUCAGGUGGAAACGGGGACCUCUAUGGAUAUCAUCAUCACCAUCCACCGGCUCGCAUCCUCAGCACCGACAGCAUCUCCUGGCCGGCGGUCACCGCUGCAGGCACACGGCGCCCUUUUUAUGCGCCAAGGCGUUGCAUUUCCACGGUAGAGGCUCCCCGGACUGCCUCUGUAAUUACCCUGACAAACAGCUUCUUCCUGUUAUAGGGACUAAUCGAGGGAAGACCCUGCUGGAAUAAAAGCGGAGCGUCAGUUUCCUCCAUUGAUAAACCGCUCUCCUCAUCGAUUCAGCCCAACGACGUUUUGGUAUAAGAGGAGGACAAAAUCAAUCCCAAAAACGGACACUGAAGCUGAAGGGUGUCGGGCGCGAUGGCUAAUGCCUCCCCAGACCUGGACAACGCGGAAGCCCAGCGCCAGCUCAACAACAAUAAUCGACCAAGCAGCUCAGGAUUCUGGGAGACGGAGUGUACCAGCUCCAAGCUGUUUGAGUGCUCCCGCAUCAAGGCCCUGGCAGAUGAACGAGAUGCAGUGCAGAAGAAGACAUUUACCAAGUGGGUUAACUCCCAUCUGGCCAGAGUGUCCUGUCGCAUAUCUGACCUCUACAACGACCUGAGGGAUGGAUACAUGCUCACCAGACUGCUGGAGGUCCUCAGUGGAGAGCUGCUGCCGAGGCCUACACGUGGUCGCAUGCGGAUCCACUGCCUGGAGAAUGUUGACAAAGCCCUCCAGUUUCUUAAAGAACAGAGGGUUCACCUGGAAAAUGUUGGUUCCCAUGACAUUGUUGAUGGAAACCACCGUCUCACCCUGGGCCUUAUGUGGACCAUCAUCCUACGCUUCCAGAUCCAGGUGAUCAAAAUAGAGACAGAGGACAACAGAGAAACUCGCUCUGCCAAGGAUGCCCUGCUGCUCUGGUGCCAGAUGAAGACCGCAGGGUACCCUGAGGUCAACAUCCAGAACUUCACCACCUGCUGGAGAGACGGCCUCGCCUUCAAUGCCCUCAUACACAGACACAGACCUGACCUGAUAGAGUUCCACAAGCUGACGCGGUCUAAUGCAACCCACAACCUCCAGCAAGCCUUCAAUAUCGCUGAGCAACACCUGGGCCUCACCAAACUCCUGGACCCUGAGGAUGUGAAUACAGAGAACCCAGAUGAAAAGUCUAUCAUCACAUAUGUGGUCUCCUACUACCACUAUUUUUCCAAGAUGAAGGCUCUUAUUGUGGAGGGCAAGAGGGUUGGCAAGGUACUGGACAACUGUAUUGAGGCAGAGAAGAUCAUCAACCGCUAUGAGGCACUGGCAUCAGACCUGCUGGACUGGAUAGAAAAGACCAUUGCGGUCAUCAGCAACCAAAAGUUUGCCAACUCGCUGACGGGAGUUCAGCAGCAGCUACAGGCCUUCACAACCUACUGCACCAUAGAGAAGCCCAUCAAGUUUCAGGAGAAGGGGAAUCUCGAAGUCCUUCUUUUCACCAUCCAAAGCAAGCUCAGAGCCAACAACCAGAAACCCUUUGUGCCUCGUGAUGGGAGGCUCAUCUCAGACAUUAAUAAGGCCUGGGAGAGGCUUGAGAAGGCGGAACAUGAGAGGGGUGUGGCUCUGCGCAAGGAGCUGAUUCGUCAGGAGAAGCUGGAGCUGCUGGCUCAGUGCUUUGACCACAAAACCACAAUGAGACAAGCUUGGCUCAACGAAAACCAGAGGCUUGUAUCACAGGACAAUUUUGGCUAUGACCUACCAGCAGUCGAGGCGGCAAUGAAGAAACAUGAGGCCAUCGAGGCCGACAUAGCCUCUUAUGAAGAGCGAAUUGGGGUGGUGGUGGAACUUGCUGCAGAGAUGGAGUCAGAAGGAUACUACGACAUCCGGCGUAUCUUGGCACGAAAAGAGAACAUACUGGGCCAGUGGAGUCUGUUAAAGGAGCUGGUUGCUGGGAGGAGGACCCGGCUGGAGAAGAACCUGGCCCUGCAAAAGACUUUUCAGGACAUGGUCUACAUGAUUGACUGGAUGGAGGACACUCAGGUUCAGCUCCUGUCGAAGGACUUUGGGAAGCAUCUUCUGGAGGUGGACGACCUGCUGCAGAAACACAGCCUGCAGGAAGCUGACAUUGCAGUGCAGGCUGAGAGGGUCGAGACACUCAAUACCGCUGCACUCAAAUUCACCACUAUAGAGGGUUACCAACCAUGUGACCCACAGGUGAUCUGUAACCGUGUCAACCAUGUCUCUUCCUGUCUGGAGGAGUUGAAACAACUGGCAGUUAAAAGACGUGAAGAGCUUGAGGAGUCGAGACAACUGUGGGCUUUCUUUCAGGAGUUGGAGGAGUCGGAAGCCUGGAUCAGGGAGAAGAGCUCCAUCCUUGGGGCUCAGGGUUAUGGGAAGGACCUGAGCAGUGUGCUGAAGUUACUACAAAAACACAAGACGCUGGCUGGAGAACUGCUGGCUCACCGGUCGCUGCUGCAGAACACCAUGAAACGAGGAAAGCAGAUCCUGAGUGAGAAGAGCUUUGGAACAGCAGGGAUCCAGGAACGCAUCAUGGAGGUGAAGAGCGAGUGGAAGAAGCUGGAGGACCAGGCUGCGCAGCGUCUUGGCCACCUGCAGGAGGCACUAAACUUUUUUCAGUUCUCUACGGAGAUGGAUGACCUGGUGGCAUGGCUGCAGGAUGCUUACCGUCUAGUCUCCAGCGAAGACUUUGGACACGAUGAGUAUUCCACACAGUCCCUUCUGAAGAAACACAAAGGGGUCAGCGAGGCUGUCGACAAACAUCGUAUGCAUGUAGUGACACUGCGCAAACACAUGGUGGCGCUGCCUCUGCAGUACCGUGAACAGGAGGAGGUGCAGGUGCGUAUGGGUGAGGUGGAGCAGCUGUAUACCGAGGUGGCAGAGGUGGCGGUGCUUCGACAGCAGUGGCUUCACGACGCCCUCGCUGUCUACCGCAUGUUCAGCGAGGUGAAUGCCUGCGAGCUGUGGAUUGAUGAAAAAGAGCAAUGGUUGGACAAGAUGGAGAUCCCAGAGAGACUGGAGGACGUGGAGGUGGUGGCACACAGGUUUGAGAGCCUGGACCAGGAGAUGAACAGCCUGAUGGGAAGAAUCCUGGACGUUAACCAAAUAGUUCAGCAGCUCCUGGACGGAGGUCAUCCAUCUUCUACAGAGGUCAGAGGUUGCCAGGACCACCUCAACUCCAGGUGGAACAGCAUCGUGGAGUUGGUUGAGCAGAAAAAAGAUCAGAUGGACUCGAUGUUGCGGCUGCAGAACUACCUGCUGGAGUGCGCUGAGAUUAAGUCCCAGAUUCAGGACAAGAGAAAAGCCAUUGACGCCACUCAGUAUGUGGGCAGCGACCUGGGAGGAGUUUUGGCUCUGCAGAGACGCCUCUCAACCAUGGAGGGAGCCCUGUCUGUCCUGGAACCCAAACUACUACAUCUACAGGAAGAGGCAGAGCAUCUGGCCACUGCCCACUCAGGUCGGGCCAUGGAGGUCCUCGUGCCAUUUGAUGGCAUCAGUGUUGAGUGGGAGGAGCUGAAGCGCACCCUGCAGGGCUGUGAGGACUCGCUGAUGGUGGCUAGCAGGCUGCAGAGCUUCAUACAGGACCUGGACUCUUUCCUCACGUGGUUAGUCCAGACACAGACAGCCGCCGCCUCAGACCAGUUGCCCAAUGACCUGGAGGAGGCUGAGAGACUCAUCAACAAACACGCUGCUCUAAAGGAGGAGAUUGGACGCUAUGAAGAGGACUAUGAGCGCCUGCAGGCCAUGAAUGAGCUGCUGGAGUCUGAGGAGGCUCCUCUCCCUCAGGCCGCCCUCCAGCAAUGGCUCCAGAAACUUGACGUCGGCUGGAACAAACUGCUGGAGAUGUGGGAGAGCAGGCGAGAAGUUUUGGUCCAGGCUCACAUUUUCCAUCUGUUCUUGCGAGAUGUUAAACAGGCUGAGUCCUUCCUCAACAACCAGGAGUCAGCCCUCGCUCACGUGGAGCUGCCCACCACUGUGGAAACAGUCGAAGCUGCCAUAAAAAAACACAAAGACUUCACUACCACCAUGGAGCUGAACCUGCACAGGAUCAAAGCUGUGAUUGAGGCUGGAGAAAGUCUGAUCAGCCAGAGUAACAUCUACUCUGAACGCAUCAAGGAACGGAUCGACACCCUUGCCAACAGGGGAAACCAGAACAGAGAGCUGGCCCAGCAGUGGCUAGAAAAACUGAACGACCAGUGGGAACUUCAGAGGUUUCUUCAGGACUGUCAUGAGCUGGGGGACUGGGUGUGUGAGAAGAUGCUGAUGGCGAGGGACAGCAGCCGAGACGAGACCCAGAAGCUCCAUAAGAAAUGGCUGAAGCACCAGGCCUUCAUGGCCGAGUUGGCCCAAAAUAAGGAAUGGCUGGAUAAAAUUGAAAAGGAGGGCCAGCAGCUGAUCCAGGAGAAGCCUGAGCUCAGCCCAGUGGUCCGGAAGAAGCUAGAGGAGAUCAGGGAGUGCUGGCAGGAUCUGGAGAGCACCACCCAGGCCAAAGCCCGCCAGCUCUUUGAAGCCAACAAGGCUGACCUGCUGGUGCAGAGCUACGAGAGCCUGGACCAGAGACUGGGCCAGCUGGAGGGUCAACUGGCCUAUGUGGACCAGGGACAGGACCUCACCACUGUCAACAAGCAGCUGAAAAAACUACAAACCAUGGAGAGCCAGAUGGAGGAGUGGUAUAAGGAGGUGGGGCAGCUCCAGGCACAGGUGGCCUCCAUCCCACAGCAGACACAGAUCAAGGAGACAGUUGCUGGGCGUCAAGCAGUUGUGGAGGCUAGGAUGGUGCGUCUGAUUGAGCCACUGAAGGAGAGACGGCGCAUCCUGCUGGCAUCUAAGGAAGUUCACCAAGUCGGACGAGACCUUGAGGAUGAGAUUUUGUGGGUCCAGGAGCGCCUCCCGAUGGCCAUGUCUCAGGAGCACGGCUCCUCUCUGCAGGCAGUCCAGCAGCUCAUGAAGAAGAACCAGACACUUCAGAGAGAGCUGCAGGUACACAGGAACAGGAUUGAGGAUGUCCUGGAGAGGGCAGGGAUCAUUGCUUCCAUACGCAGCCCAGAGGCUGACUGCGUCAGGGCAGGCCAGGACCAGCUGGCCCAGCUGUGGGCUUUGCUUUGGGCCGAGACUGAGAGGAGGCAGCUGGUCCUGGACGCCAUGUACCAGGCCCAGCAGUACUACUUCGACACAGCCGAAGUGGAGGCCUGGCUGAGCGAGCAGGAGCUGCACAUGAUGAACGAGGAGAAGGGGAAGGACGAGCCAAGCACACUGCAGCUGCUUAAAAAACACUUGGUCCUGGAACAGACCAUCGAGGACUAUGCUGAGACUAUUGGCCUGCUGUCACAGCAAUGUCGACAGCUGCUGGAGAUGGGGCAUCCAGACUGUGAGCAGAUCAGCAAGCGUCAGUCGCAGAUCGAUCGUCUGUACGUGUCUCUGAAGGACCUGGUGGAGGAGAGGAAGAGCCGCCUGGAGCAGCAGUACUGGCUCUACCAGCUCAACAGGGAGGUGGACGAGCUGGAGCAAUGGAUUGCUCAGAGGGAGGUGGUCGCCAGCUCACCUGAAUUGGGUCAAGACUUUGAGCAUGUCACUGUCUUGCAGGAGAAGUUUACAGAGUUUGCGUCAGAGACGGGCAGUGUGGGGCAGGAGCGUGUGACAGCCGUCAAUCAGAUGGUGGAUGAGCUUAUCGACUAUGGCCACUCAGAGGCCGCCACCAUCGCUGAAUGGAAGGAUGGGGUGAACGAGGCCUGGGCUGACCUGCUGGAGCUCAUGGAGACCCGGGCGCAGAUGCUUGCCGCCUCACACCAGCUGCACAAGUUCUUCUCUGACUGCAGAGAGGUUUUGUCCCAGAUUGACGACAAACACAGAAGGCUGCCGGAAGUUCGGGCUCGGCAGGGCAGCACUGCCAACACCAGCACCCUGCAGAGACUACUGCACAGCUUCGAACAGGACAUACAGCUGCUGGUCACGCAGGUGCGUCAGCUGCAGGAGAGCGCUGCUCAGCUGAGGACGGUGUAUGCUGGCGAGAAGGCUGAAGCCAUCGCAUCCCGCGAGCAUGAAGUGAUGCAGUGCUGGAAAGAACUGCUGACAUACUGCGAGGAGUGUCGAGUACAGAUUACCACUGAAACAGACAAGCUGAGGUUCUUCAGCAUGGUCAGAGAUCAGAUCAUGUGGAUGGAAUCGAUCAUCUGUCAAAUAGGGACAGGAGAGAAGCCCAGGGACGUGUCCUCAGUAGAGGUGCUGAUGAAUUAUCACCAGAGUCUGAAGAGCGAAGUGGAGGCUCGCAGCCGCAGCACCCUGGAGUGCAUCGAGAUGGGCAAAACUCUGCUGGCUGCUAGAAACCCAGCAGCUGAAGAGAUCAAGGAGAGGCUCGACAAGGUGGUUGCUAAGCAAUAUGAGAUGUCUGAGAAGUGGGACAAGCACUGGGAAGUCCUACAGCAAUUGUUGGAGGUUCACCAGUUUGCCCAGGAGGCGGUGGUGGCAGAGGCGUGGCUGACUGCUCAGGAACCGUUCAUCAGCAGCAACGAGCUAGGCGGGAGUGUAGAUGAGGUGGAGCAGCUGAUUCGACGACACGAGGCCUUCCGCAAAGCCGCUGCCACCUGGGAAGAGCGAUUCAGCUCACUGCGACGACUUACCACGGUAGAAAAGUUGAAAGCAGAGCAAAGUAAACUACCCCCAACCCCUCUGCUGGGUCGAAAAGUCUUCCUUGACCCCCAAGAUGCCUCAGCCUGUGUGGCCACCCUCCCUCGCCUCCCGAUUUCCCCCGUCAUGAGACAGACCAUCUAUGAGCAGAACGAAGCCAGCUCUCCUCCUUCACCCUCACCUGCCACGCCUACACCCUCUCCUUCGUCUGUGGCUCGUCGGCUGGGGUCGACGGUCGCUAACUACACCCCUGUAAUGAAUGGCUCCAGCUACCGCCACACCCUUGAGUCACGGCACAGCAACGUAGUGGGUGUUGCUGCAGGACUAGGCCAGCCCGCUCUUUCCUCGAUCGCCUCUGUUGCCACAGCAGCCAUGCUAGUCUCAGCCAACCAGGUGCGAGAGAGCACUAGCGCAGCAAAAGACCAAGCAACAAAGGCAAUGAGUCACCUACAGCCAGUACAGGCGGCGAAGACACUGGAGGUGAAAUCGUCUCCAUAUCUACGGCAACCCAAAAUCAAACACUUGGAUGAUGCGGUGACGCCACUGCUCGUUGCCAGUCGGCUGGAGAAAGCAAGGGAGAAGGAGAGGGGGAGAGAGAGAGAUAUGAUGAUGGGAGAGAUAGGGACAGAGAGAGCGGAGGUGGCUGUGAUGGCUGAGGUGGUGCUCCAGGAGCCGGGCAGGGAGCGCCUGCACAGUGAGCCCACCAGAGGGCCUCGGGGGUCCAGGACUGACCCGCUGGGCCAAGCUGAGCCCCAGGUCCAGACUCACACCCACCACAGGGACCACAGGAUAGAACGGCAGCUGUCCAGCGAGCAGCUGAUCCAGGCACGUAGGGAUGAGUUGCCUCAGGAGGUGUGGAGGGAACAGGCCGAGAGGCGGGAGAGACGGACGCUGGAAAGGCAAACGUCCAGUGAGCAGGAGGGCCAUGGGAGCCACGAGGGCCGGAGAAGAGAGAGGGACCGACAUCGGGUGGAGAGACAGGAGUCCAGUGAGCAUGACACUGGGAAAGAGCACUCAGACAGACGCUCGGGAGGAGGAGAAAAGAGAUCCACCUUGGCAGAAAUUGUAGAGCAGCUGCAAGAAAGAGAAGCAGCACAGGCCCGUGGUGAGGUGCCCCGCCUGCCUAAUGGGAUACCAGAGAAGUCUUCCCGUCUCGACCGCCCUCGAGCUCGGGACAGACCCAAACCACGGCGUCGACCACGACCCAAAGAACCUGGAGAGACUACGCGGCGGUCCAGGUCGGCUCCAGCCCAGAGCAGCCCAGCAGUCGCCCAGCCGCCAACACAUACUGCACACCACGAAGGCUUCCUUUUCCGCAAGCUGGACAUUGAGACUCUGAAGAAGAGUACCAAUAGCUCCACAGGAGCUGCUGCUGACAGACAGCUGCUUCUGGAUAGAGACGCUGAAUACAGGUCAGAAAUGGUGUGGAUUUAAAACUACCAUCUCCAUGGCGAUAAUAAUGACACUAUCAAUCACAUUGCUUGACAAAUCAUUGCAUGAUGUUGUCCACAACAUAACAAAAUUCUCCAGGUUCGUGACUUUAAAGGAACACUUUUUUUCUGUCUUAAAUAUGUAAUUUCUGUCGAGUAAUGAUAAUCAAAUGUUUUGCGCACCUAACCAUAAAUCAGGCUUCACAGUUUCCUGUAAUCAAGAGGCGAGGUCCUUCCCCUUCCGGUGGACCACCAGCGGACCUUAUUUCUGAAAAAAUCUAUGCAGAAGUCAACAACAAGAGACAAUCGUGUUUAUCCCACUUGAAUAGUGCCAUGAAUUACAAGUAUGUUAAAGAAUGUAUUGCUACUGUUGCUUAUGAAGUGGCACAGUUAGUUUGUAAGAUUUUGUAGUUUUUUCAUACUUAGAAAAGACAAAUACACAUACAGAAAUCAAGCACUAGAGAAUGACAUUGAUAGUGGCACCAGCAGACACAAUAGUUAUUCUCAUAUGAGGCUGGAGCUUCUGACUAUUUGAUGUAUGUCAUCUCUGAUCAUCAGGAUCAGACCGGGAAGACAAUAGUUACAUGAAUUGAAAUGGCAACCUGCAGACAUCUCACCGCAUGUGAAAACAUCAUGCAUGAUGCUUAUGAUGCCUCCUGAUACAACAUGAGCUCAUAGAAUAAAGCACAGCAGAAAUGGUUGACUGACUAGCAGACUGGCUGGCUGACUGGCUUAUGAAUGCCGUGGGGGUGGAGGUUGAUGGAGCUGGUGAUGCCAUGUACCCACUUAGCCUGCACACACAACACACACACAUACACACAGUACCUCACCUUCAUAGAUGACCGCCCUGCUUCCUCCAGAGUGACACCAACGGCAAAGUCUUUCUCUGCACUGCCCUCUAGUGGCUGGGCUGACCACGCACAGCUAAAAGCUCAUCCCCUUCCAGCUAAGGAUGAGUCCACUCACCUGCCCACUCAACGCAAUGGAUGAAUGUCUCAUAUGUACAUGCCCUGUUAUGUACAUGGCAAGGUAAAGCAUAAUCCUGAAUGGCUUAAAUCUGGACAAGUGUGAAUCUCCAAACAGCUUCUCGUUUGGCUUAUUGUGUGCUCUCUUUUUUGGCUUUAUAUUCAACUUUGAUUGGUGGGGAAGAUCUUUGGGGGGCGGGCCCUCGGACCUUUUCCACAAAUCAAUACUAAGGAAGAGUGAACACAGUUAGUUGGAGAGGAAGGAUUGAGGUUCAACCUGUCUCUGUUACAUAGCUACACGACGAGGCACUGAGUAUGUUUAUGUGCACAUUUAUAUUCUGGUAUUAUUUAGGAUAACCAAGUGAAAGGAUACGGUGCAUGUGAAUGGUGUGUAUUUUUUACAUUACCCUGGUGAACGGACUGAUACUGACUGCAUAUCACGGUAUAAACAUCCAUCAGUCACUAGUUUCACGUUUAUACUUCACAUUACUUUUGGCUUCAAGUUGUUGUUGCUCAGUUUCUACUUAAGAGUGUCGUUCGUCAACCAUUCUGAAAAGCUGAAACAUGUUAUGGACUGUUCUUUACUUAUCAGAGGAGUAAGGUGGCUGGGGUGUGACCACACGUAUUUUUCCUUGAGCUUCCCUGAGUGACUAGCGGAAAAUGCAUGACCCUCGGUACACCACAAAUAACCUUUUUUUAAUAUAUUUUUUUAAAUGUUCACACCAAAUGUAGCUAUUGGAACCAAUGCAAUGAGCAAACAACACAGGAGUGAGAGUCACCACCAAAACAAAUAUUUUUUAAAGAAAAAUGCAAAUCCUACUUACAUAUUGCAUCAUUGUCACACAAGCUGUGUGCACUUCAGCAGAAUAUGAUUGCAUGACAAGCACCUGUCCUACCAUACCAGUCCAACAAGGUUUAAUAAGCCUACACAUCAUACACACUUCAACACACACAUGGACGCACAUACAUGGGCGUCAUGUCGCCAUCGUUAGCAACAUGUGCAUAUUAUGACCCAAAUAAACUGUACACAACAGUGGCAGCAGCGACCGGCCAGAGUAAUAUCAGUAACUUGACACGGCGGACAUUAUUUGAUUUUUAAAAAUUACCCUUUGUUUGAGAAUUAAAAGUUGAAAACUACUUUAGUUGAAAAUAGCAGCGUCUGGUGGGAACAGUAUAUUCUGGUGAAAUUAUAAAUGAGACAUGUAGAAUGAAGUGAUUUUGAUGAAAUACCACUAUUUUAAGCUUAGAUUAUUACCCAUAAAGAGCAAUACAUUCUAAUCCUUACCAAUAUAUUAUAUGAUGAUUUAUGAUUUGAUUUUUUUUUGGUGUCAUUGAUCUUAAUCUGCAAAAUAACUACAGCUGUCAGACACAUGUAGUUGAGCAAAAAUUACAAUACCUGCUUCUGAGAUGUAGUGACGUAAAAGUAAAGAGUAGAAGAAAAUAAAAAUACUCAGGUAAAGUACAAGUAUGUCAAAACUGUAAUUAAGUACAGUACUUGAGUAAAUGCAUUUAGUUACUUUCUACUACAGUCAGCAGGUCAGUGGUAGAAGAGGUUAAGAUUUAACCAUUCUAUCAGCAGUGUAAACACCUUAUCAUUACAUGCACCGUUGGUCUUCUAAGUCUAAGUUCUGUUUACAUUGUUAGUAUUUGAAAUCAGGAUAUUAAGCUGCACAUAGACAGCUUGCUCUGAAUAAUACCUUUAAUUGGUUGUAAGCUUAUUAAUUGGAAUGCCGUGCGCAUGUAAACACGCUCAAACAGCAAAAAGAAGCAUGACUGUGAAUUGAAGUUGUGUUGUUGCCAAAAUACCAUUUAACCAAACUCUCACUCUUUUCUUCUCUCCUCCUUGGUGCUACUGGCUGCUCCUCUCAUCUCC
Molecule: messenger RNA, 10943 nt
Organism: Epinephelus fuscoguttatus (brown-marbled grouper)
Lineage: Eukaryota; Metazoa; Chordata; Actinopteri; Perciformes; Serranidae
Product: spectrin beta chain, non-erythrocytic 4-like
Exons: 41
Coding region: 433-8109 (2558 amino acids)
Biological process (GO): actin cytoskeleton organization
Cellular component (GO): cell junction; cortical actin cytoskeleton; spectrin
Molecular function (GO): phospholipid binding; actin filament binding; structural constituent of cytoskeleton
Source: RefSeq, a predicted model, not a curated record